Molecule: messenger RNA, 1096 nt
Organism: Erigeron canadensis
Lineage: Eukaryota; Viridiplantae; Streptophyta; Magnoliopsida; Asterales; Asteraceae
Product: F-box/LRR-repeat protein At3g59200-like
Exons: 3
Coding region: 1-1089 (362 amino acids)
Molecular function (GO): protein binding
Source: RefSeq, a predicted model, not a curated record
AUGAAUUCUGUGCUCGAUGAAGAUGUGGUAGAUACAGAUAGAUUAAGCAGUUUGCCUCUUGAUCUUAUUCGUCAUAUUCUAUCUUUAAUGGAUAUGAAAUAUUCUGUUCAAACUUGUGUCUUGUCUUCAAAAUGGAAGCAUAUAUGGACCUCACUUCGCCAUAUCAAACUCUCAACUUCGGAAUUUGAAGAACUAGGUCAGUUUAUAAGAUUUACAAGGCAUGUCAUAGCUCGCCGUGACAAUCAACUAGAUGUUUCUUCACUUGAACUCACUUUUGAUGGAACACUCAGCCAGAUUUUGCUAAAAGUGCUUCUAAAUUAUGUGGUCUCUCACAGUGUUCAUCAGCUAACUAUUUACACUUCUGAGAGAGAUCGAAAGAUCCCAAUUUGUAUGUUUGAGUCCCAAUCUCUGAAGCACUUGACCAUGAUGAACAUUCAUGAAGAUUAUUGCAUUGUACCACAGUAUCCAUGGGAUCUUCCCAAUUUGACAACUUUGAAUCUCUAUCAAAUUGUGCUUUCUGAUGCAAGAUCUGCAAAUAGAGGGUCCCUUGAUAUCUUCUCCAAGUGUAUAAACUUGAAGAUAUUAAAUUUAACCGAGUGCUUCAUGGCAGCGGUUAAGGUUUUUAUUGUAUCCGCUCCUCGACUUGAGAGGGUGAGUAUCAAAAAGUGCCAAGUCAACAAGAUUUUCAUUUCAGCACCCAAUCUCACAGCUUUUGAUUAUACUGGGGAGUACCCUUUAACCCUGUCGACAAUUGGUCUCCGGCAUUUAGAUAAAGUGGAUCUUUAUCUUCAUGUGCCUACUCCACAUUCUAGUUUCAAAGAGGAAGAUGCUCGUCGGCUUGUCAAAUUGCUUCAGGAGUUUCAAAGUGCCAAGUUCCUUAACCUUGAAGCAUGUGCCAUUGAGUCGCUAUUCUUGUAUCCGGAUAUAUUAUCUCAACCAUCACCAUUCCACAACUUGAAGCAUCUGAACAUUGUGUUCCAGAAAGAGGAAAUCAAAUUUACAGUGCCUAAUCAUGUCAGAAACUACUUUCAGCAGAGCUCUCCAAGUGUUACUAUUGCAACGAAGGUGCUUAAGAGAAUAUAUGCUUAAAAGGAGG